Messenger RNA from Aspergillus homomorphus CBS 101889, 2514 nucleotides. Its product is annotated as putative PHD finger domain protein. Lineage: Eukaryota; Fungi; Ascomycota; Eurotiomycetes; Eurotiales; Aspergillaceae. The coding region runs from base 1 to 2514 and encodes 837 amino acids. Gene Ontology annotation, cellular component: RSF complex. The record is from RefSeq and is a predicted model, not a curated record. The transcript is spliced from 5 exons. Gene Ontology annotation, biological process: regulation of DNA-templated transcription.
AUGGUAUCGCGAAGGCGCGCCCGCUCCGAGGUGGAUGCUGCUCCGGAGCAGCCACCUGAGGAGCAGGGCUUCCUUCAGAAGCUUCGAAAUUGCUGGGAGUUCGCGAAUGUCAUGCAGUACAUUGCCAUUUUUGGGAAACUCAUGAAAAUAGACGAAGAUUUUGGUAUCGAGGACCUAGAAAAUGAGUGUAUGAAGCAGGAGCCGUCUGAAAAACUUCUUGAGAUUGGACUUUGUCUGCUCAAAUGGGUGUCGUCGCAUCGUGGCCUCACCUUCGACAACUUCGAUGAGUACACGCGACGCCAGUAUAACGCGAAAGCACCUCACAUCACGAACCCCUUUGGAUAUGACGAGGUACCCAAUAAGUUCCUGGACUUUGAUGUGUUUUUGAAACUGCGCGUUCUCCACCAAUUGUCCAUUUGGACUUUCUGGAACCCCGAUCGCAUCCGAGACAAGAUGCCGGAACAGCGCGAAUUGGAUCAGACACAAUGGCGCAUUGAGGAGGUAGGCUACGACCGCGACGGCCGAUACUAUUACAUCCUAGACGACAACAGACUCUAUCGUCGUACAGAUCCUCCCAUCCCGGCUCCGAAGCCCGCGAAGAGCAAGUCCCGGAGAAAGAGCGCCCGCGCGGUGCGAGCGUCCAAGCGCAGAAAGGUGACAGGCGCAGACCCCGUGGAAGAGUCCGAAGAGGAGGAUACCGGGGCGAAUGGAGAGGCUUCCAAAGAUCCCUUCGCAGAUAUGCAGUGGGAGUGCGUUGCCAUCACACUCUCGGACUAUCAGCAGUUUCUGGAGACCAUUCAGAAGACUAGGGACCCUGAUGAGAAGAUCCUCAGAGACCGCAUUGAGGAGCAAGUCAUCCCCGUCAUCGAAAAGGAAGAAAUGUCCCAUCAGCGACAAAAGGUCAAGCGCGAGAAGGAGCUUGCCAAUAUGGAGCUGCUUGCGGGCGCAAAGCGGUCCAGCCGACUUGCCGGGAAGGCUGAGAAGGAGCGACAAGAGCGCGAGGCCAUUGAAGCAGCGCGCAAGCGGGAAACUGAGUUGGCCGCGGCUAUCAAGGAGGAGGAAAGGCUAAGGAAGCUCGAAACAGAGAGGCGCUCGCGCAUCAUGACUCGUGAGCAGCGCAUCAAGGAUCGCGAGCGCAAGCGUCUUCUGCACGAAAGCGAACUCCAGCGUAUUGAGGAGGAGCACAAGAAAGUCGAGAGAGGCGAGAGUAGAGCAUCUGAGAGACAUCUAAAGGCGGAAAUGGAGAGGUAUCGAAAGGAUCUUGAAGACCUUUCUCAGGAAGAUCAGUGGACUUUUGAUUGCUCGGGCUGUGGUGUACAUGGCCACAACUUGGACGAUGGCUCCCAUAGCGUCGCGUGCGAAAAGUGCAAUGUCUGGCAGCACAGCAAGUGCCUUGGUAUUCUUAAACACGAGGCUGAGCGCGAAGACUUCCAUUUCGUCUGCGAUGACUGCAAACGACGUGAAGAGGAAGCCAAGAGGCCCAAGAUCCCACCGUUGAAAUUCCGAGUCGGCUCUUCUACUUCACCUACCGGCGUCGCCGACGGUGAGCAGAAGAGCAGAGACACCGAGGAACCAUCUCCCGUCCCUGCCAGGAAUCAAACUCAGUUCACGAGCUCAAUGCCGUCAAUCGGGUCUCCUUCAAAACUACCGUCACUACCACACAUGAUUCCUCGGGCUUCUGGUCAAGCUCCUUCCUUGCCCCCAGCAUCACCUGAGCGUCGACCCUCGUCUGCGCAUGCGACUCCAUUCAGUCCUCCUCGGGCUCCAUUUUCUCCGUCGAAGGGCAUCAAUGGAUUUUCCUCGUCGCGGGAACUGCCGCCAAAGCUUCCUUCAAUGCACCUGCCGCCAAAUGGCCGUGAUUCACUCAAUGGUGGUAUCUUCGGACGACGACCAUCGUCAUCUCAUUCGAUUCACAGUCCAACCCUCCCAUCUCCCAUCCAAAAUCGCCCUUCUAUGUCACCGACUCAAGGUAAUCGCGACGUUGGCCCCCUUGCGGGGUUUCCGCCCGUGGCUUCGUCAGAGCAUUCGACUCCAUGGACACCAUACGGCCAGAGUCAGACUCCCCGCCCGAAUACCGGAAACAAUGCGCAACUGUCCUCGAUCAAUAAUGGCCGGCCGUCACUCGUAGCUACACCUACUGGUGGUAGCCGGUCAUCACCGCCCCAGAGCUCACAUGGGAUGUCCUUUUCAGGGAUAAGCCCCACCAAGCAAUCGCCGCGACCUAUGACUUCUGGCAGCAUUGCGGGCGCUCCCGUACUCCCACCGAUCCAAAAACUUGAACCGAGCCCCAAGUUGAUGCGCAGAAGCUCUCCUGACGCGCCAAUUCCGCCACCAAUCAAGUGCAUGACACCAGAGCAAGAAGAACGCAGGCAGAGGGAGAAUGCCUUGCGACAGACUCAGUUGAACGGCCAACAAUCUGGCAUGUCAUCGCCUUCACUUCACCGCAUACCGCCACUGGGACCACCUGUGGUGGCACCCAAGCCUGGUACCUCCUCUCAGCCAGGAUCGAACUAA